ACGAAUCAGCGAAUCACGUCAUUUUUCAGUUUCAGGGUUAUAAUCUGUAUUGUUAAGAAAACUAAAGGAAACUAAAAUUAUACUGAGAUUUUUCACUUGUACUUUGCGCGCGCAAACAGUAGCAGCUGGAAAAAUUCGCCAUAGCUCUAUGUCAUGGUACCAUGACACAUUUAUGACAUAAUUUUGGUGAAACAUCAUUGUCUUUGCAGCUGUGGAAGGUUGCGCGCGCAUUUUGAAAAAAUGGCGUCUUUAGCAGUAUUUGAUUUUGAUCGUACUAUUGUUGACGAUGAUUCUGAUGCUACAAUUAUCAAUAGACUACGUGAAAAAAAACCUCCGCCCGAAUGGGAAGCCGGAAACCACGACUGGACACCUUACAUGAGCAAUGUAUUCGAACACGCGUAUUCAGCGGGUAUGCAUCCCGAUGACAUCUUGGACAGUAUCGCCUCCAUGCGACCCACCCCUGGUAUUGAACAGCUGAUCACAACAUUAGCUGCAAACAAGUGGGAUGUACUCAUCUUAUCAGAUGCUAAUACCGUCUUUGUCAACCAUUGGUUAAAGACUCACGGACUGCAGGACGCAGUGACCGCUGUAAUUACAAACAGGGCAUUCUGGAAGAACGAUCGUUUGUAUAUAGAGCCUUGUAUGCAUCAGUCGACCUGUCCCCGUUGUCCGACUAAUCUCUGCAAGUCGAUAGCUCUAGGGAAAUGGUGUCAGAAGCCGUACGCUAAUAUUAUAUACAGCGGUGAUGGCAGAAAUGAUUUCUGUCCUGCAACGACAUUACCACCUCAUGCGACAGUAUUCCCAAGAAGAGGUUACCCAUUAGAUGAUGUCAUCAAGAAGACAUUGUCAUCUCCCAAUCCGCAAGUUAAAGCGAAAGUGGUCCCCUGGGAAGACUGCUACCGGAUAUUACGUGAAGUCUUCCCGACAAGGGAUCAUAUAUCUAACUGAAUAAUAGAUUAAAUUUUAUUUUUUUUCGCUAUUUUAUUACUAUACAGCUUGGGUAAUUAGACAAAUUAUAAUAAUAUUGAAAAUUGGUUCAUAAUUCGUCAAAUGGGCAAAUUGACCAUAUAACAAAUCAUGUAAACGCAACAAACAUUUUUUAGUUGUGUUUUUUUUAGUCCAAUUAUAUACUAAUUUAUAUUCUGUUA
Molecule: messenger RNA, 1148 nt
Organism: Papilio xuthus (Asian swallowtail)
Lineage: Eukaryota; Metazoa; Arthropoda; Insecta; Lepidoptera; Papilionidae
Product: pyridoxal phosphate phosphatase PHOSPHO2
Exons: 4
Coding region: 241-948 (235 amino acids)
Molecular function (GO): phosphatase activity
Source: RefSeq, a predicted model, not a curated record